Molecule: messenger RNA, 5593 nt
Organism: Paramormyrops kingsleyae
Lineage: Eukaryota; Metazoa; Chordata; Actinopteri; Osteoglossiformes; Mormyridae
Gene: lamb4
Product: laminin, beta 4
Biological process (GO): animal organ morphogenesis; tissue development; axon guidance
Cellular component (GO): basement membrane
Molecular function (GO): extracellular matrix structural constituent
Source: RefSeq, a predicted model, not a curated record
ACUGCAAAGUCCACGUUUCAUUUGUGAGGUUUCUCUGCUCUGCUCCUCCAUGCUCCACGCUUCUGGAACAUUGCAAGUUAUGCCUGCGCUGACGCUCCUGCUCCGCACUCUCCUCCAUCUCCUGGUACUGGUGGCGUCGCUCCAUGCCCAGGAUGACUGCUCUGCCAGUCCCUGUCACCCCCAGCUUGGCGACCUCAUGGUGGGCAGGAGCGGGCAGCUCUCAGCCUCGUCCACAUGCGGCUUGAAGGGACCCCAGAACUACUGCAUCAUCGGUCACCUGGAGGAUGAACAGAAAUGCUUCAUCUGCGACUCUAGGCAUCUGUACAAUCACUUUAACAACCGGAAGAGUCACCGCAUUGAGAACGUGAUCACGACCUUUGAACCCCAGCGCAAGACAAGGUGGUGGCAGUCAGAGAAUGGUGUGGAUCACGUCAGCAUACAGCUAGAUUUGGAGACUCUUUUCCAGUUCAGCCACCUGGUCCUCACUUUUAAGAGCUUCCGACCCGCUGCGAUGCUGGUAGAAAGGUCAAAGGACAACGGGAAGACGUGGAAAGUGUUCCGUUACUUUGCGCAGGACUGCGCAUCCUCAUUCCCCGGCAUCCCGACAGAGGCAGCAGUGACUGUCAGUGAUGUCAUCUGUGAGAGCCGGUACUCAGGGGCAGAGCCCUCCACUGGAGGAGAGGUGGUGUUGAAAGCUCUGGACCCGAACUUCCAGAUAAGCAACCCACACGCACCCCACAUACAGGAGCUCAUCACCAUGACAAAUCUCCGGGUGAACUUUACACGCCUCCUGACGCUUGGUGACACGCUGCUGAGCCGACACAGGAGAAACCCCCAGGACAAAUACUACUACGCGUUGUAUGAGAUGGUGGUGCGGGGCAGCUGCUUCUGCAACGGACACGCCAGGGAGUGCAUGCCAGUGGACGGCAGCCGCGGGGACGUCUUCCAAGAGGCUGGAAUGGUCCAUGGACGCUGUGUCUGCCAGCACAACACAGAAGGAGAGAACUGCGAGCGCUGCUUGGACUUUUAUAAUGACGCCCCCUGGAGGCCAUCUGACCCCCAUGGCUGCAGAAAGUGUAAAUGCAGUGGACAUUCGGAGAGGUGUCACUUUGACGCGUGGCAGUACCUGGCCAGCAGGGGGCUCAGCGGCGGAGUCUGUGACGACUGUCAGAAUAAUCGAGCUGGAGUCCACUGCGAGCUGUGCAGGCCCUUCUAUUACCGGGACCCUCGGCUAUCCCAUGACCACCCCGACGCAUGCAUCCCCUGUGACUGUGAACCUGCCGGGUCACUAGAUGGGGGGCUUUGUGACCCCCACACUGGACGAUGCGUCUGCAAGGCAAACGUGGAGGGGGAGAGAUGUGACAGGUGUAAACACGGCUUCUACGGGCUAAGCCGGGACGACCCGGAAGGCUGCCAGAUCUGCGCGUGUGACCGCUUAGGCAGCGUGCUGACCCCUGACCCCUGCGACCCUGUGACGGGUCAUUGCCAGUGCCGUCCCUUCGCCACGGGGCCCCUGUGCGACUGCUGCGUGCCAGGUUACUGGGGUCUGGGAAAUACCGUGUAUGCCUGCUCUCCGUGCGACUGUGAUGUCGGCGGGGCGCUGCUUGCCACGUGCAGCCCCGUGAACGGGCAGUGUCAGUGUCGUCCCAACAUGGUGGGCCGCAGAUGCAAGGACCCCGCGCCCGGCCACUUCCUGCCUCCUCUGGACGUGUACCUGUACGAGGCGGAGGGCGCCGCCCCCCAGCAGCCGAGCGCAUUAAGCGAGUCCACCAGCCUGCCUACAUGUGAGAAGUACUUCACAGACCAAGGCUACGACUUCACCUUCAGCAAUGGGAGGUUCAUCCUAAGGGAGAAGACCAGGCAGAAGAGACAGGAGCAAAACUCCAUCCCCAUGGAGCCAGGCUUGGAGCACCAAAUCACACCUCAUGAACGCAUGGUGGACCAGCCCAGCACCUGGACUGGUCAGGGGUUUGUCCACGUGCAGGAUAGCACUGAGCUCAGGUUCACGGUGGACAACCUGCCUGCGGCUCUCCACUACUACCUGGUGAUCCGCUACGAGCCUGAGUCCACAGAAGACUGGAAGGCAGGCUUGAAGAUCACCGCCGCAAGAUUACCAAGCACUGGGAACUGUGCCCACCACCACAUGGAGGCGACACUGAGUCUACCUGGCUCUCAGAGGGUGGCCCUCUUAGAGCCGGCGCUCUGCCUGGGUGAUGGAGGGGUGUAUCACGUGGACAUCACCUUCCAGAAGCAGACCAAGCAGGCCGAUCGUUCCAGCUCACACAUCCUCGUUGACUCUAUGGGCUUGAUUCCAAAAAUCGAAUCCCUGCGGGAUACCUGCUCCCAAAGCAAGUGGGACAAAUUCCAGAGGUACCAGUGUGUGGAGAUCUCCUCUGUGGUGGGACCCCGGGUCCUUCCAGAGGUCUGUAAGGAGCUGAUUGGCAGCCUAUCAGCCCGGAUCCACAAUGGUGCUGUGGCCUGCAGCUGUGACCCACUGGGCUCUUUCAGCCGGGCCUGCAGUAAGUUUGGUGGCCAAUGUUCCUGCAAGCCCAACGUCACCGGCCGCUGCUGCAAUUCCUGCACCCCCCGCACGUUUGGGCUUGGCCCAGGUGGCUGCUCACCGUGUGAUUGUGACCCACACGGGUCCCUCCAGGAGGCAUGUGACCCGCUGAGUGGGCAGUGCCCGUGCCACCAGGAGGUGUCAGGCCGACGCUGCCAGCACUGCCGGCCUGGAUAUUUCGGCUUCCCGCACUGUCAGCCAUGUCAGUGUCACGGCUUAGCAGACAGCUGCGACCCAGUGACAGGGACCUGCCUGGACUGCAGGGAUCAUGCCGCUGGACCCAGCUGUGACAGGUGUGAGCAGGGUUACCACGGCAACCCAGCCUCUGGCGAGCCAUGCCAGCCGUGCUUGUGUCCCGACACGGUAGCCAGCGGACGUUUUUUCGCCCGGUCAUGCAACAGGGACCCCAAUGCGCUGCAUGCUGAGUGUGACUGUCACCCCGGCCACUCAGGUCCCCGCUGCAACACCUGCUCCCCUGGUUACUAUGGCAACCUCACAACUCCGGGGGCAUGCUGCAUGGCGUGUAACUGUAACGGAAACAUCGACCCAAGAGACGCCAGUUCCUGCGACGCGGUGACGGGCGAGUGCCUGCGCUGCCUGCACAACACGCAUGGGUCCCGCUGUGAGCGCUGUCAGCCUGGUUACUAUGGCAAUGCGCUAGCCCAAGACUGCAAAGCAUGCUCCUGUGAGCCCCAUGGCACCAAGCUCAGCCUGUGUCCCGCCCGGGGCCCCUGUCUCUGCAACCCAACAUCGGGGGAGUGUCCAUGCCGGCUAGGUGUGGUGGGCCCCCGCUGUGACAGAUGUGCCGAUGGGUUCUGGGACCUGGGGGGUGAGACAGGGUGCCAGCCGUGCAACUGCGACCCCGAAAACUCUAUCAGCAAUCAGUGUGACAAGGUCACUGGUCAGUGCCGUUGUCACCCUGAGUUUGGAGGGAGGGGCUGUAACGAGUGUGCAGAUAAUUUCUUCGGGAAUCCGGAGCUGCAGUGUAUCCCUUGCCACUGCAACCUGGAUGGCACCGAGCACCCGGCGUGCAACCGUUACACCGGAGAGUGCAUUUGCCAGCCUGGUGUGACCGGGACCUUCUGCGAUGAGUGUGCUGUAGGGCACAAGGCCUCCUUCCCGGCCUGCCCAGCCUGCCAUCCCUGCUGGUCCCUGAGGGCCCAGACCGUGAAGGACCUGCGGCUAGAGGCUGAGAGGCUGGCCGAGUUUGUGCACAAACAUGGUACCCCGGGGCUGCCAGAUUAUAGCAUCAAAAUAGGGAAACUCCAGGAUGAACUGGACAAGCUUACAAACUGGACCAGAGACGUCGAGACCAUUGACAUCGAGAAGACAGAGAUGCUGUGCCAACAAAUCUCGAUGUUGAAGGAUACCAUCAAACCUAAGGCAAUAAUAAUUGACAAGACUCCCCUUUUGAAUGCUGAGAUUGAUGAUAUCAGAAACGACCUCAACAGACAGUUGGAGAUUUUGUCAAAAAAAUUAAAGCCAGUAAAACUUCCAAGUCGCAAAGCCGUGGAAGAGGCUUUGCGGGAGAUCAAGAAGCACUAUGAGUCAGUCAGUGACACAGAACAGCAAUGUGAAGAUGCCAAGGCCAUGCUGGAGAUGUCCAGGAGAAGACGCCAGAAGGUCAAGGAGAUGCUGACCAGCUGCUCAGAGAAAAACCUGGACUCACUGGAGAGGAGGGUCAGGAAUCUCAACGUGGCCGAUUUCAACGAGGCUAUCUGCGGGGAGCCGGGUGAUGCCAAGUGCUCCGAGGCUCCAUGUGGGGGGGCCUUGUGCAGGGACGCCUUGGGGGCCCGGAGGUGUGGGGGCCUUGGCUGUAGAGGUAUCCUGCCACUCAGCCUGAAUGCCACGGCUCUGGGAGAGCAGGCGAAAAAGCUCUUGGCCGACAUGCCGGGCAAACUGACGGACUCGGAGACUAAGAUUAGUGACACCAAACAAAAAUCCCGCAAUAUCAAAGCGAAGGCAGAGGAAAUGAAGAAAAAAAUCACUGAGAAAAAGGAGAAGCUUGAAAAAAAUAAAAAUGAGACCAUGGACCUGAUCCAACAGGUCAAGAGAUACCUCCAAGAUGAACUGGUGAGCCCAGAAGACAUCGAGAAAGUGGCCGGUGCAGUCCUGGCCAUCCAGCUUCCGCUGUCUCUUGAGGAGAUCCAAGACAUGAUCGACACGAUCCACUCCAUUGUGGCCAACAGCCCUACGGUCAGAGAAGAUUUGGACCACCUGACGAACCAAAACCAAACUGUCAAGGAGCUGCUCGAGGCGGCCGAGGACGUCCAUAACAAAACAAGACAGAUCAAUGUCCGUCCCAUUAAACAAGCAUUAAAGGAAACAGGAGGGAUACAGGACAAGGCUAAAGCGCUCUUGGAUUCAGCAAGCAAGGACACCAACACUGCAGAUGAGCAAACUUGGGAGAUCGAGAGAAAGCUGGAUAAUAUGGUGAGAAAUUUACCCGACACAAAAAUCAGCGACACACUGCAGCAAAUUGAGGCUCUGAGGAACAAGAUGGAGAUGAACCGGCUACAAGCUCAGGAGGCUAAAUCUGCGGCAGACGCCUCCCUGGACAACAGCAUGGAAGCAAAGAUGCUUCUUGAAGAAGUCAAGAGCUCAUUCGAGAAGUUAAAGAAGAAUGAGAAAAAAAAGAGCACCAAUGACGAAGUGACAGAGAGGCUGAAAAACAUAACGAUGGAAGCGGAAAACCUCAGGGAUGAAAUUAAAGACAAAACAAGUCGGGUGGAAGAGCUGGAAAAGAGGAUCCUAGAUCUCGAAGAAAGAAAAGACAGGAAGGUGGAAGAAGUUGCGGAGCUAAUGAAUGAAGUGGCCGGCAUUUGGGCGGAAAUCGCCAGAAAAGCAGCAGAAUACAGCAGCUGCACCUAGGGGUUGCAGUGUCGAAUCCCAAAGCAUUCCACAUUUUAAUAGUAAUAAAAUGCUUUCGAUUUCGAGUAAUUAAAUUGCAUUGCGAAUUAUUAAAUUUCGAUUUUGCUUUGUGUGUCUCUCGUUUCUGCGUAUAAAAAAAACAAUUUUUGUUGUUGAUGACAG